AUGGGGCCAGAACUGCGAACGAAGGUUUCGUUGCUUUACGAAGUGGCCGUGCGUUCCAUCAUUGAGUUCCUACCUGUCGUGCCCGACCGUCUGCGUGUCGAAGUUGUGUGCAGACGCUGGCACCGACUGAUUCGGGAGGAACUACCAGUCACCGAGCUCGACUUCGGUCAUGUUAUGGCUCGGCCGUUGCUGAGACGCGACGUCAGUGCGAUGCUUGAGCGUGCCAACCAGCAGCUAACGCGACUUGUGUUGCCCGACAUCACGCUAGUCGAUGCGCUUAUUGAGCUCGUAGUGCAGCAGCAAAACCUUUGCGUCUUCCGGGCACACAGGUGUGUACCGUCGUAG
Phytophthora infestans T30-4 is the source of this 345-nucleotide messenger RNA. RefSeq lists its product as uncharacterized. The transcript has 2 exons. The record is from RefSeq and is a predicted model, not a curated record. The coding region runs from base 1 to 345 and encodes 114 amino acids. Gene Ontology annotation, molecular function: protein binding. Lineage: Eukaryota; Oomycota; Peronosporomycetes; Peronosporales; Peronosporaceae.